This is a messenger RNA of Arachis duranensis, 2094 nucleotides long. RefSeq names its product pentatricopeptide repeat-containing protein At1g77405. The record is from RefSeq and is a predicted model, not a curated record. The coding region runs from base 654 to 1994 and encodes 446 amino acids. NCBI's taxonomy places the organism in Eukaryota, Viridiplantae, Streptophyta, Magnoliopsida, Fabales, Fabaceae. The transcript is spliced from 5 exons. Gene Ontology annotation, molecular function: protein binding.
UUUUUUGUUACUUUCAUUCAAAGAAAACACAAAGGGAAAACCCUAGCUAGCCUCCAUCGCCGCCGAACGGAGUGACCCAUUGCCGCCCCCCGUGGCUGUCCGAGGAGUCUCUCUUUGUACUGUCGGCGUUAUCCAAGUCAAAUCCCCUGUUCGAUGUCUUCUUCCUCGCUCGGCGCCCAUCCUCCAUUGGAUUCGUCCUGCUCGCGGUCGUCCUGUCGCCAUCGUCUCGUCGCCAUUGUCUCGAAGGCUUCGCAUCUCCUUUGGAGUGGAACUUCACACUCAGCUUCCCAAUGGAUUCUCCAUUGGGUCCUUCUACCAACAACGCUGUAGUUUUACUGACCCUCGACAAUGGUGAGUUUCUUGAUGGUUCCAGGACCACCGUUUCCCUCAACGAUUUCAACACUCUUGAUGUCAUCAAUAAUCUUAGGGGUGAUAGAAUCCACAUCCUUCAUAGCAUUGUAAAGUUUGGCAGGGGGGCACGGGGGAGGUGAUUGCAUCCUCAAAUGUGAAGACGGCCAUGAUUGUGAAUUAAGAAGCUAAGGGAAGGAAUCAAAGGAAUGAGAAGUAGAUGGUAAUAGUUCUACACUGAUAAGAAGGUCUCUUUUGUCGGAGCGUUUGGGAAGAUUUCUUCAAUUUAAUACUAGAGUUCUUGGAUGAUGGUAGCAAAGCCUCUGUGGCAUUCUCACAUACACCUCGUUAAGCAAACACUCGUCGCUAUAAUCAAAGACCUUCCCUUACAUGCUCAUCGACCUCCUUCCCCCUCUCCCUCGUGGACAGAAGAUGCUGUUUCACAAGUGAUUCGGUUCAUCCCCUCAUGCUUCUUUAGGGCCCCUCGCUCGAUUGGCUGCCAAACCAGUUUCCGACACCGCACUCCUCUCCGACAGCGCAACCUCAAUGAAGAACAACGAAAGUUCCACCACAAACUCCUUGUGCUUGGCCCUGCUGCACACAGGGACCCCGGCAGGGUCAACCUUGGUCUUCACAAAGCCCUCCAGUUCUUCCGAUGGGUCGAGACUCGCUUUGGGUUCCACCACACUGAGGUCACGUGUCGCGAGAUGGCAAUUGUGUUGGCCAGAGCAGAUAGAUUCACUGCUCUUUGGGAUUUCUUGAAAGAGAUGUCUGGAAAAGAGAGUUCCAAGCUUGUGACCACAGAGACCGUUACGUGUUUGAUAAAAGUCCUAGGAGAAGUAGGGCUGGCUAAUGAAGCAUUGUUUGCAUUUUAUAGGAUGAGGCAGCUUCACUGCAGACCGGACAUUUAUGCUUACAAUACAUUAAUCAAUGCGCUUUGUAGGGUUGGGAAUUUCAGGAAGGCUAGGUUCUUUCUUGAGCAGAUGGAGUUGCCAGGGUUCCGGUGCCCACCGGAUACAUUUACUUAUACCAUUUUGAUAAGCUCUUAUUGUAGGCAUGCUACACAAACCGGGUGCAAGAAGGCCACAAGGAGGAGGUUGUGGGAAGCGAAUCACCUUUUCCGGCUCAUGCUCUUCAAGGGAUUUGUUCCUGAUGUUGUGACUUACAAUGCCUUAAUAGAUGGUUGCUGCAAGACCUAUCGCAUUGCUAGAGCAUUGGAGUUGUUUGAGGACAUGAAGAAGAAAGGAUGUGUCCCUAAUAGAGUUACUUAUAAUUCUUUAAUAAGAUACUUCAGUGCAGUGAAUGAGAUUGAUAGAGCUAUUGAGAUGUUAAGGGAUAUGCAGAGGUCGAAUCAUGGAGUACCCGGUUCGAGUUCAUACACACCUAUCAUUCAUGCCCUUUGUGAAGUUGGCAAGGUUCUUGAUGCUUGGAAUCUUCUUAUUGAGAUGGUUGAUGGAGGGUUAAUACCUAGAGAGUAUACAUAUGCAUUGGUUUGUGAUGCAGUUUGCAAAGCAGGUGAGAGUAGCUUGUUAGAGGAUGAAGUUCAUAAGAAAAUAAAAGAAGGUAUUAGGAAUAGAUACAGGCAAACAAUGAAAUUCAAACCCAUUAUGGGUCGCAAGGGGUAUCCUGAGAUAGAGGACAUUUGAAUAGUUUGUAAUUACAUUAUUUAUACCAAGGUUUCUUGGUCUUUUUUGUGUGCUAUCAUUGAAAAUUUAUUUCAUAGUUAACAACAGUUUAAACUUUAAA